AUGAGUGCUGAUCAAGGAAACAACGCAAGUGGUGUCACUGAAUGGAUUUGGAUCCCUGUGGAGUGGCACUGGUGGGAAGUCCUCCAGACGAUCCUUGCCAUCACAGGCAUCAUCGGUAACUUCUUAGUAAUGUUGGUACUCUUUCGGGUUAGGCGGAAACUUUGUUCCACCGAUACUCUGAUCGCUGGCUUGGCUCUGGCUGACUUCUUAACCUCGAUCUUCAUUAUCCCUCAUCCUAGAGUGAAGAAGCUUCCUGAUACCAUAGCUUCAGAGAUCUACUGUCGGAUUGCUCAUUCUUCAGUACUCAUGUGGAUAUCCAUUUGCGCUUCCAUCUUCACCCUAACCGCCAUCUCUAUAGAGAGACUGACUGCUGUCAUUCGUCCGGUUCAAUUCAAGAACAUAUUCACCCCUAAAAGAUCGCUCGUAAUGAUAGGAUACAUUUGGUUUGCAGCCCUUCUUGUUAACAUCGUAGUCAUGUUCGUGGUCUACUACGAUGACGGUGCUUGUGUGUUCAGCUUCCCCUCGGUAUGGUUCCACAUAUUUACCGGUGUGAUGGUGUUUCUGAUUGAGUAUCUCAUUCCAGCAACCACCAUGGUCGUGGCACACACUUUCAUGAUCUGGACUCUUUGGAAACGUCUCCGCAAAAAUGAUAAACAGAGAGAAGCAAAUCGCCGCAUCACGUUGAUGCUUCUCGUUGUCGUAGUCGUAUUCGUUAUUUGCUGGACUCCUGAUCAGAUCUUUUAUUUUGCUCUCAACAUCGGCCUCAUCGACGUAACCUAUCUCUAUAGUCCACAGUACCGUUUCUACGUUGUCCUUGCCUUCGUCAAUUCCUGCGCGAAUCCUAUUAUCUAUGCCACUCGGAACCCGAACUUCAGAAAGGCCCUUCGAGAACUUUGCGGAUCUACAAGACGUGUUGGCCGCAUCCAAAACAUAUUCGUUGAUAUCGAGACCAGAAGAAGUCAGACGGUCGACCGAACAACAACAGGAACAAAGAUUGACCUAUCAUCAAGUAAUAUGCUCUAA
Messenger RNA from Lytechinus pictus (painted urchin), 1023 nucleotides. RefSeq names its product mu-type opioid receptor-like. Gene Ontology annotation, biological process: G protein-coupled receptor signaling pathway. Gene Ontology annotation, cellular component: membrane. NCBI's taxonomy places the organism in Eukaryota, Metazoa, Echinodermata, Echinoidea, Temnopleuroida, Toxopneustidae. The record is from RefSeq and is a predicted model, not a curated record. Bases 1 to 1023 code for a protein of 340 amino acids. The transcript has a single exon. Gene Ontology annotation, molecular function: G protein-coupled receptor activity.